This is a messenger RNA of Closterium sp. NIES-65, 1140 nucleotides long. The record is from the annotation of a GenBank genome assembly. NCBI's taxonomy places the organism in Eukaryota, Viridiplantae, Streptophyta, Zygnematophyceae, Desmidiales, Closteriaceae.
AUGACUGACGCCUUCCUCGAGGUGGGUGAGAGGGUUGGGGAGAGGUGGGCGCGGGAGAGGGGAGUUGUGGGUGCGGGGAUAGGGCUGGGGGGUAGUUGGGAAGGGGCUGGGAGAUGGUUAGUCGUGGAGGGGGGUGGGGGUGGGGAUGGGGGAGGGGGGGGAGGGGGGGGGGGGGUGAGGGGGCAUGGAGAACGAAAGAGGGUGUUCCCGCGACGAGAUCGGACGGCUUCCUCGAGGUGCGGGAAAGGGGCGGGGAAGGGGUGGGCGUGGGGGAGGGGAGAUGUGGGGGCAGGGAGAGGGCUGGUGGCUGGGAGUGGGCUAGGAGAGGGGAGAGGGGGGGGAACAAGAGGGGAGGGGGAGAGUAGGGAGAGGGGUGGAAGGCAUGGACAAAGAAAUCGGGUGCGUUCGCAACAAGAUUGCAGACGCAUUCCUCGAGGUGCGCCGCGGGAGAGGGGGGGAAGGAGGAGAGGGGGGGGGGGGGGGGGGGGGGGGGGGAGGUGUGUGUCAGACCGCAUCAUGGUGCUGCGUAAGCUCGCGCAGGACAUGCGCGAGUGGAUACACCGGCGGGUGAGCCAUGGGAUAAGGGGUGAUUGUUAUGGGAUGGUGCCGGUAAGCAAUGGGGGGGCCCGCGAGGAGGGGAGAAGGGGGAUUAGAAAAGACGGAGGGAUAGAGGGUGCUGGCACAGGACAUGCGCGAGUGGCCGGCCUGCGGGAUGUAGGGGCUCUCUCCUCUGCUCUUUGUCACCCCAUUCUUCCCCUAACCCUCCCCCCCUCCCCCUGCACGCCUCUUUCCAACGCCUCUUCCCCACUCCUCUCGCCCACACCACUCCACCACACCUACUCCCCACUCCCUCUCUCCUACCCCUCUCCCCCACGCCUUUCCCCCACGCAUUUUCCUCACCCCCCUCUCCCCCCCCACCCCUUUCCCCCACGCAUUUUGCUCACCCCAUUCCCCCACCCACCCCCUUCCCCCACGCAUUUUUCUCACCCCUCUCCCCCACCUCUUUCCCCCAUGCAUUUUCCUCACCCCCCUCUCCCCCCCCAUCCCUUUCCCCCUCGCAUUUUGCUCACCCCUUUCCCCCACCCACCCCUUUCCCCCACGCAAUUUCCUCGCCCCUCUCCCCGUUCAAGAGGAUGCUGA